CAGCCAGCAAACACAAGCAAUGUACACAACUGCUAUUGUCCAAAGUCAAUACACCCCCACCAGAGGUCUUUGCUUGGUCUGCUCCAUCUAAACCAUUUAAGAUACUUGUUGAGACACCUGAGAGUCAUGUCUCCCCCAAAAGUUGCCCUCUUUCUCGUGAUCCUCAGUACCCCUUUGGCAUGGGGGCAACGGAACAAGAAACCGCCACCGCAAAAUCCGUUUGAUAAGAUACAGAAUGUGGCCAACUUUGACAUCAACAAGUUUGCAGGGAAGUGGUACCUACUGUCCGUGGCCUCUGAGUGUAAUUAUCUGAAAAUCAACAACCAUCGUGUGGAGGCCACUUUAAUUCAAGCAUCAGCUUCCAAGACCUCCCAGGGAGCAGAGAUUCUGUCUGUUAGCACAUUCAGAGAGCUGGACGGCAUCUGUUGGGAGAUUAAACAUGCCUAUCAGACAAAUAAGAUCAAGGGUCGGUUUACCAUAAAAGGGAAGGGGUACAUGGGACAGGUGGACGUGGUGCUCGGAGAGACAGACUACCAGAACUACGCUAUAUUGUAUUAUCAGAGGAGGAACAAGAUCACCCUAAAACUGUAUGGACGGAAAACAAAAGUAACAGAUGAUAUCUACAGGAAGUUUGAUGACCACAUCAAGAAGCAGGGUAUAGAUUUAGAAUACAUCUAUCCAUUCCCAGCAUACGGUUUCUGUGAGCAGGCCGAUCAGUUUCAUAUUCUUAACGAGGUCCCAAGAUGACGUUCCAUGGAAGGUGGAAUCCUUAGACUGGACAAGCUACACACCUCAAUACAAGCACAAAUAUAUUAUCAUCACCAUACAUUAUUUUUCCUUGCGGCAUGAAAAACUAUUUAAAGUAGAACCCCAACAAUUUUUUCUUAGUUUUAGAUCAAUUGGGAAAGGGUUAGAACCCUGUCAGCUUUUUAAUUGCCAUCUUUGCUUCCAUUAAAGAGAUUCACCCUCUCAUUCUGUCCUGGUGGUAACACAAGAACAGAAAAUGACGGAAAUUCAAAAAUUUUACAGCUGUCACUAGGACAGGAUCUGAGGGGAUGUCUUUUAAUGGGGGCACUAGUUCCAGUGACAGCUGUCAGGAGGUGAAGCCUCCACUCACAUCUGGAGAGUUAUGCCGCGUACACAUAAUCGGAAAUUCCGACAAGAAAACCGUG
Rana temporaria (common frog) is the source of this 1172-nucleotide messenger RNA. It is a transcript of the gene C8G, whose product is annotated as complement C8 gamma chain. Gene Ontology annotation, biological process: complement activation. The record is from RefSeq and is a predicted model, not a curated record. The coding region runs from base 127 to 747 and encodes 206 amino acids. The transcript is spliced from 7 exons. Gene Ontology annotation, cellular component: membrane attack complex. NCBI's taxonomy places the organism in Eukaryota, Metazoa, Chordata, Amphibia, Anura, Ranidae.